Messenger RNA from Aureobasidium musti, 723 nucleotides. NCBI's taxonomy places the organism in Eukaryota, Fungi, Ascomycota, Dothideomycetes, Dothideales, Saccotheciaceae. The record is from the annotation of a GenBank genome assembly.
AUGGAACAAUUCAUCCUGUUUGGUGACUCUAUCACACAACAAUCUGCCUCUCAAGCCAAAGGUUUUGGCUGGACACCAGCACUGCAGGAUGUUGCCAUCAGUGGAUACAAUACCACACAGGCUCUAAAAGUCCUGCCUCGCGUCCUCCCAACUCCUGAGCAGGGCCGUAUUCGUCUGAUGACCAUCUUCUUGGGUGCCAAUGAUGCUCGGUUACCAAACACUCCAGGGUUCCCUCAGACUGUCGACCUUGAACAGUACAAGAAGAACUUGAAGGAUAUCAUCAACCACCCUAUGCUGCAAGCACACAAGCCUCAACUCAUCUUGCUCACACCUCCUCCAGUGGAGGAGAGAAAGACACUGNCUCACGAUAAGACAAACGGCAUCAAUGUCAUUAGACGUACUGCUGUCAACACGGCCAAGUACGCAGAGGCAGUUCGUCAGAUUGGUCAAGAGUUCAGCCUUCCGGUGCUUGACGUAUGGGCUGCAUUCAUGAAGGAGGCCGGCUGGAGGGAGGGUGAGCCAUUACCAGGCUCAAGUGAGAUCGAGCAGAACCAGGCGCUUGCCGCUAUGCUGCACGAUGGUCUUCACUUGAACCCUGAGGGAUACGAAAUCAUCUACAGGGAAUUGAUGAAGUUGGUUACUGAGAAGCUGCCAGAGCACGCUCCUGACAGUAUCCCGUACGUGCUUCCUUCUUGGGAUGAUGCCGAGGCUUGGAAGGAGUAG